UUGUCGUUGGUGGGGGUGGAUUUGGAUGUGGCGGGUGUUGGAAAGGGGUGGGUCUUGGGGAGGUCACUGCCCUUACAUGUGUCCUUGUCUGUUCUGCUGUAUUUCUUGUCUGUACUGCUAGAUGCAUGACCCUUGGACGCCGAUUGCUCGUCUGUUGCCGUGGCGUGGGUGAGAAGAUCGUCUAGUUUCAAGGCUGACAGGAGCGUGUCGGAAGUCACGACCGGUUUGGGAGCCAGUGUAGAAGAUGCCUUGCUCGGAGGAACAACCGCAGAUUUCGCACGCUGUACAUGGGGCUUGGGGUGAUCGUGCUCAGAAUCCGUAGGAUCCUCUUCCUCGCAGGUAGGGGCUGGCGGAUAAGAGCUCCGAGGCAGCAAAUCGGUCAGCUGUUCAUACUCUCCUCCUUUUGCCAGAGGGCGCUUCGAAGAGCUAGAUAGUACUACGGUACUACGAUCACCCGAUGAGCCCGGGGAACCAGCCUGGGACUCCUCCAGAGGAGGUACAUUCAAUGCAGGCGCAUACGUCUCAAUGAUGAAGAUAAUCGGCUCCAUAACGAACGUUCCCAUCUUGGUCGAGAAGUCGACGCUACGUCCACGCUGGAUCGCAACUACAUGGCCCUUUCGAAACUUGGUGCGAAGCGUGAUAAGACGCAGCUCUUCUGGAAGCAAACCACGAAGCUUAUCGAAUACACAGUAACUGGGGCCGAGCGUAAGGAUAUACUUCUUGAUAUUGUCGUGGUGAAUCGGUAUUUCAUCAAUUGUAUAAGUCCACUUAACAGCCAGACGGACAUCGUCGCAAUUAGCUCGAAGAAUAUAAGCUUCAUAAUGGGGAAACGGAUCCAGUUCAACAGGAUCCAGAUCAGCCGGACUUAGCACUUGAUUGUGUGAGAAUGAUCCAUCGGGAAGGAAAGAAAACGGUUCCCACAGUUCUGGUGUAGUGGGAAUCUCUUGUUUGGUGGUUGAGGUGCCUUUGAUGUUGCUACUCUCAGCCGCAGCUGCGGAUUUCUCACCAGCUGCAGCAGAGCUGGCCUUCUUGGCGACGUCCUUGUUGUUGUCUUUUGCGUCCGCGGUGGGGUCAACAUGCUUUCCAGGCUUGUUCACGACUGGUGCCGUUUUGUCACUGGCUGAAGCGACGCUGGCCUUCUGGGUAGUGUCAUGAGCUCGGGACUGACUCACGGGCGCCUUUUCGCUGCUAUCUUUCGCGCUGGCCUUUGAGGCUCCCGCUCUCUUUCCUUUACCCAUGAUGCUCUUU
Messenger RNA from Periconia digitata, 1248 nucleotides. Lineage: Eukaryota; Fungi; Ascomycota; Dothideomycetes; Pleosporales; Periconiaceae. The record is from the annotation of a GenBank genome assembly.